UAUGGAUAUUUUGAUUGGUAAGUCAAAGCUGAUAAAAGUAGGUUCAAUGGUGCUUGUUGCAGUCUUUAUAAUAAUUUGUUAUUAACUAGAUGUUGGAGCUUCCACAGGCAACUCUAAUUUGCUAUCGGCCUAUUUGACAUACUCUGGCAAAAUAAGAAUUAAAAUAUUGGAUUAGGAAUCGACUGGAUCCAUUGAGGAUUGCCAUGGAGACUACUUUUGUGAUGUUGUAAAGUAAGCUCCAGUUUAUGGUGGAAUAGAUCUGGCAAUUGCAAUCAUUGUCAUUUUGAUUGAACUAUUAGAAAAACCAGUUUUAAAGGAUAAAAUAAAACCAGACCUCUUAAAAAACAUCAUUUUUAUAUCCCUCCUAAUAGGAUUUGGUUUCGCUUUGGCAACAAUGUUAUAAUUCUGGUUUGCAUCAGGAAGCAAAGAUUGGAAACUCUAAGCAGGUAGUCAAAUCUUAAUUGUCCUCUAUAAUCUAUUGUUUGGAUUCAGCAGUUUUGUGUAAUUUAAGGUGAAAUCAUCGCAAAUACAAGACACUUUAUUGAGUUGAUGAUAAAUAUCUUAUCA
Molecule: messenger RNA, 567 nt
Organism: Paramecium octaurelia
Lineage: Eukaryota; Ciliophora; Oligohymenophorea; Peniculida; Parameciidae
Source: the annotation of a GenBank genome assembly